This is a messenger RNA of Oryza sativa Japonica Group (Japanese rice), 1387 nucleotides long. Its product is annotated as F-box protein SKIP19. The record is from RefSeq and is a predicted model, not a curated record. Gene Ontology annotation, molecular function: protein binding. Lineage: Eukaryota; Viridiplantae; Streptophyta; Magnoliopsida; Poales; Poaceae.
UGACCGUGUGCGGGUCUGACGAGAGUGAACGAAUGAUUUCUUCCACCACCUAACCCCCACCGUCUCUCCCCCUCCCCCCCAAUCUCACAAACCCUAGCCCCCAUGUCAUCGCCGCCGCCGCCGCCGCCGACGGAAAUGGCGGAGGGCGAGGUCGAGAGCCGCGACUGGGCGGAGAUGCCGUCGGACGCGCUCGCGGCGGUGUUCGGGAAGCUGGACGUGACCGACCUCCUGGUCGGGGCCGGGGUGGUGUGCCGCGCGUGGCGCCGGCUCGCGGCGAUCGACCCCACGCUGUGGCGCCGCGUGGAUAUGAGCCACCAGGGAGACAUCAUGGAGGUCGACGAGGCGGUGGCCAUGGCGCGCGCCGCGGUGGACCGAGCCGCCGGCACCAUGGAAGCUUUCUGGGCCGACUCCUUCGUCACCGAUGGCCUCCUCCUCUACAUCUCCGAGAGAGCCUCCUCAUUGAAGAGCCUUCAACUCAGCAUGUGCCUUAAUGUCAGUAAUGAAGGGAUGGCAGAGGCAAUGAAGGGCUUUCCUCGGCUUGAGGAGCUGGAUAUUACAUUCUGUUCUUUGUAUGGUGAUGUGUGUGCAUCCGUUGGCAAAGCUUGCCCAGAGCUCAAAUGCUUCAGGCUGAACGAACGUUAUACUUUACAAAUGGAUUAUGCAGCCCCUGAUAUCAUGGAUGAUGACACUGAAGCAUUAGGGAUUGCAAGCAAUAUGCCCAAGCUCAGAGAGCUUCAGCUGAUUGGCAACAAGCUAACUAAUGAUGGGCUGAUGUCAAUCCUUGACCACUGCCAGCACCUUGAAUCCCUGGACAUACGCCAGUGCUACAGCAUUCAAAUGGAUGAUGCUCUGAAAUCAAAGUGUUCUAGAAUAAGUGAUCUUAAGCUUCCUCAUGACUCGAUCUCUGAUUUCAAGUACCGGGCUUACAUUUUCAGCAGCAGUGCCUUUUCUGGUUCUGAUUUAGAGCUUGAUAUGUAUGAUGAUCUGCUGGAUGUGGUCACUGAUGAUGAUGAUGCUGACUUUGAUGAUAUGGAUGAUUAUGAUGAUGGGGGCUCAGAUGGUGGCAUGUACGAUGAAUUUGAUAUCUGAUGAGAAUUACACUGUGCAUGUGAAAAUCGAGAGCUAGAACAGUUUGGUGCUUCUGUGUGUUGAGAAUAUGGAAUUAGGUCUUCAUAUCAGCGGCAAUGUUUAUCACUUAGCUACAGCAGAUCUGCUGGUGUUUAUAUUCAGUGUUCUUUUCUGGCCUCAUUUUCCAAGAAUCUGUAAUUGAUUAUAUGUUGACUUUGCUACGAGUAGUAGUUUUGCAGACAUGUUCUGAGUAGGAUGCUUGCAAAUGUGAUAAUAUUGCAUUCCUGAGAAGCAAACUUUGCGAUGUGUUCAUCGGGUU